CUAUCGCGGCAGUUUUUCACCACAAAUUCAGUCAGUUGUCAAGAAUGGCUGUCACGGACAUAUCCAUUUGCGAUGAUUGUAGCGUAUCAUAACGGAUAUUACGCUCAGGUAAUCCGCUUUGGUACAUCUGCACUGGCAGACCUUGAAAAGAAACAAUUGAAACUGGAAAGCGGAUUAGCUGAAGGUGCGAGACAGCCUCCACGCGGUUCAGGCCAGUCCAUGGCAAUACUAUGCUGGAUGGCACGAGCUAUGGCAGAGUUGGGUGUAGAACAAGCUGUUCAUGGCUUGUCAGCUUGGGCUCGCCGCGUCUAUCAUAUCGAGAUGCCAUUCCUAGCCGCCAUUGCCGAGAUAGCUGCAGCAAG
This is a messenger RNA of Cooperia oncophora, 362 nucleotides long. The record is from the annotation of a GenBank genome assembly. NCBI's taxonomy places the organism in Eukaryota, Metazoa, Nematoda, Chromadorea, Rhabditida, Trichostrongylidae.